AUGGAUGAAGCAUCACAAAAGUCAUUUUAUGAUGAUGAUCUUCAAGUGGGUGGAUUAACAUCGAAUGUUUUAGGAAAACUGAAGGAGGAAAAGCAGCUCGCCUUUAAGAGCGGCAGCGAGCAACUGAUAGAGAGAACAUCGGAAUCAAUCAGUCAUGAAAAACGUGGAAACGAUCAAUCUGAAUGUACAGUCCCUGUUUAUGAUGAGCAAAUAUGCCAAUUAGAAACACCUCAAGUUACGACAGAUCACGCAACAUUAUCCAUGUCAAAUUCUCUGGCUCAAGAUCGAAGAACAGUUACACCCGCAGGGUUACGCGCUGAAAUGCUGAUGAUAGAGCAGGGGGCAGAUCCACGUGAACUUCCCGCCAAGUUAACUGUUACCUGCUCAAAAGACAACUUCGAGUGUAGCGAAGAUAACGCGGGAAAGAAAUCAGUCGCCGUGCAACCUGGAUACUACUUUGAUUGGAAAGUCUGUGGGAAGUUUGAACAUGAUCUGAUAAACAAAGCGUCAGUUGUUUGGCCACCCAUCGGAAUCAAGUCACCAGCAAUGGGGACUAAAGCUACAUACCGACCCACGAUAUCAUUCUUUGCUAUGGUUGAAGAAGCUCAUCUGCUACCUAUGGAAAAAAUCGAGCAAAUUAAGAAUCAGUUCCACAGUAAGCAUUCAGAUCAAGAUCCCAGAGUCCUGAAGAGAAAGAGCCCUGUUCACGAGAGAAUAUGCUUACGUGCUAAAAAGUUCGGCAAAAUGGACUUAGACGAUGACACAGACAAUUUCACCGAGGAUCACCAGCUCUUUUCCCAAGAAGGAACGAGUUCUGAUUGCAGCCUUGGUCCUCACGUUGGCCUUGAUCAAGAGGUACCCAUUCAGCAUGAAGACGGAAACUCCAAGGAAAAGGCAAAGGGAAUGUCAGACGGACAACUGCCUCGAAAUAUGUUGAUGAAAGUAAGCUCUUUCAACAAAGGACCACUGCCUGACUCCGAAGAGAACCGACUAACCUGUCAGAGUUCACAGGCAGACCCCUAUCUGAUUGAAAAAGCGCCAUAUUACGGUGUAAACACCGUAGAAACGUGCACUGAAUCGCUUUGCCCAAAAUUGGCCAAGCAAAGUUGCUUCCCCGGAAAUGAUGAAAAAAGUUCAAAGGAAACAAUCUUAUUUGGAUGUACUGUAGCUGAAGUAUUGUCAACGUGCGCGAAGUUUCAAUGUGGUCACUCAUGCCUCGCGGCCGACCACCCUGAGGGCAACUCAGAACCAGCAGAGAAAGAACAUGUACUCAACAUCAUCAACGAUGACUCAACUAAUGUUCAGUUAUAUAAAGGGUCCAAUAGCUUGCAUGAAUUUAACCACGACUUCUCAUGCCAGUAUCCCCCACUAGCCCAGAGAAUGUCCAUCGACACGUGCUCGUCUCUUCGUGCAAUAGGUGAAAAUGACCUGAUAACAAACGUUAGCUUUGAUGACAUGGAUGUCAGUCCGUUACGUUCGGGAAGAGAUUUAUUGAAAGGAAAAAUGCAGGUGUUGCACGAACGAGAAGAGGUCAUUGACUGGAUGAGCCGCAGAACUGUGGUAGCGGAAGACCGACCUUUUAAAGGUUUAGAGCGCUUUUCUCCGAUCUCAGAGAACAGCUUCAACCAUUGUACUCUUUUGCAUUCUGAAUGUUUUGACAAAGUCAGACUGGAUGACUUUCCAGACAACUCCUUGAAUAUCCAACCCGUCUCCCUCAUAGGAAAAGCACGAAACCAAACUAAAAAGGUUUGUGAGGGCAACCCUGAGAAAAUUUUGAUCACUGGUGUCCCAGUGGACUCGGAAAAAAUGGAUUGCCCUCAGGACAUUUGUGAUCAAACAAGUAUAGAAAACAUGGAAACGGAAGAAGUUGCAGCCAACCGAGGAAUAAAGAUAACGAAAAAUUAUCCUAGUAAAGUAAAUGCCAAUCAGAUCACAACCGCUCGAGCUCCAAAUGACAAACAAGGGAUGGCAAAUUUGAGAACAGGAGAUGACCACCCAUCAAUGGAAAGUAAGGACGACGCGGGAGAAUUCAAUUUUGGUCAUCAAAAAGAUCAACGUCUUGAAGCCGCUUCAGAAGAGAUAAAAGAUGAGAAGGAAAGCGAUCACUUUCGAGCCGAAAUCGAAAGGGGGAUGAUGAAAUUGGAUGGCCCUGAGCUACUUCAUUUUGCCAUGAUUUUUGUUAAAGGAGCUUUGGAAAAAUCUCAGAUUGUACCUAGCUGCAACGGAGAGUUCGAAAGCGAAAAGCGGAGUAAGAACAUGCGCCAAACAACAUCUGCGUUUUCAUGGAAAAAUGACAUCCUUUAUCAAAAUCAGCAGGCAAAAGCCUCUGAACUUAUAGAGAACGACGCACCAAUUACAGGACAAGCAGACAUCGAAUUCGAAGAGAAUGGUGACGGCAUAGAAGUUGAAUAUAAAGAAGGAACACCAUUUCUGGUUAGACCUUUACCGAAGACUUCCAGCAACCGCCCCCUUCGACUCGGAUUGUCCAGAAUAUAUAGAUGUAAAUCAUUACAUCCUUGCCUCAAGACGAACUUUGAAUGA
Molecule: messenger RNA, 2541 nt
Organism: Pocillopora verrucosa
Lineage: Eukaryota; Metazoa; Cnidaria; Anthozoa; Scleractinia; Pocilloporidae
Source: RefSeq, a predicted model, not a curated record